Gadus chalcogrammus (walleye pollock) is the source of this 1412-nucleotide messenger RNA. RefSeq names its product zinc and ring finger 2b (gene znrf2b). Lineage: Eukaryota; Metazoa; Chordata; Actinopteri; Gadiformes; Gadidae. The transcript is spliced from 5 exons. The coding region runs from base 533 to 1237 and encodes 234 amino acids. The record is from RefSeq and is a predicted model, not a curated record.
ACACACACACACACACACACGCACGCACACACUCAGCCAGCCUACAUGAGACCACGUCCACAGGCGGCAGGGCGGCGGUGGGGAUCAAUGCGGGGAAUGGACCCCGUGACAGCAGAAGAACCCACGACCAGGGACAUCAUGGAGUAAUGACAUCACUGCAAAACUUUUUUCUUGCACGGAAUACAACAGCAGAGGGGGCGCUUUUGCGCGUCGCUAACUUUUGUGUAGUUGUCAUCCGUCCGUGUUGAAGCCCAUGACCGAUGUCCGUCCUCUCGUCACGGGGAUGUAGCGUCCGCGGGAGGACGCCAGCUUUUCCCACGACCCAUUUUGCUGUCCUUUACACGCCCGUUUAUUUGUUUUAACCACGUGGUCCGGGCCCGGCGUCCUCUGUGCGGUGUCAGUCAGAUCUGGCAGAUCUGUCGUCCGUCCCACCACGUAAGCCUACCACCAUUUCGCCCCCCCCCCACCCUCCUUCUUUUUUUCUAUCAUUGAAAUCCUCGGAGGUUGGGGAGCUGUGGACGGGCGACCGGCCAUGGGAGCCAAGCAGAGCGGUCCUGCGACCAACGGACGCACCAGAGCCUACUCCGGCUCGGAUCUGCCCUCGAACACAAGCAGCGGACACAGCAGGGCGGCCGCCGCCCUUGGAACGCGGUACCACGCGUACAGUGGGACCCCCUCCGCGCACCACGGGACGCACGGGGCGCUCGGGGCGACGUCGAGUGGCGCGAGUCCACAGCACAACGGACCUAGCUCGAGAUCGUCCGGUGGGGGGCGCAGCACGGGGGCUUCGGCGACGAGGACCCAGUCUGGAAUUAACAUCCCGAACAGCCGCGGGGGAGCCCACCGUUCUCACGAGUCUGCGGGCAGCACCCCAGACGAGACGGCGGGGGAGCGUGAGAGGUCAAAUGGAGGUCACGGGGGACCCCGGUUGUUGGUAGGGUCGUUGCCGGCCCAUCUCUCGCCUCACUUAUUCGGAGGUUUCCAGUGUCCUGUGUGCUCCAAGUUUGUCUCCACAGAUGAGAUGGACUUGCACCUUGUCAUGUGUCUCACCAAACCCCGAAUCACUUAUAACGAGGACGUCCUGAACAAGGCUGCAGGGGAGUGUGCGAUAUGCCUGGAUGACCUGACCCAAGGGGAGACCAUAGCCCGUCUGCCUUGCCUCUGUAUCUAUCAUAAAGGUUGCAUCGAUGAGUGGUUCGAAGUAAACAGGUCGUGUCCUGAGCACCCUUCAGAAUAAAAGCGCAUGGCAUUUUUUUUGCACAGGUAGGAAGAUCCCCCACUUCCACUCAUAAUCGGACGGAUCACAAGAGGCGGAUCUCAAGAGGUGGAUCACAAGGGCACGAUCACAAGAGGACGAUCACAGGAGGUGAUCACAACAUGUGUGAACCUUGGGUCUUGCAAGCCCUCAGCCG